Daucus carota subsp. sativus is the source of this 824-nucleotide messenger RNA. RefSeq names its product putative H/ACA ribonucleoprotein complex subunit 1-like protein 1. NCBI's taxonomy places the organism in Eukaryota, Viridiplantae, Streptophyta, Magnoliopsida, Apiales, Apiaceae. Gene Ontology annotation, biological process: snoRNA guided rRNA pseudouridine synthesis; ribosome biogenesis. The transcript is spliced from 4 exons. Gene Ontology annotation, cellular component: box H/ACA snoRNP complex. The record is from RefSeq and is a predicted model, not a curated record. Gene Ontology annotation, molecular function: box H/ACA snoRNA binding. Bases 85 to 693 code for a protein of 202 amino acids.
UCGUAAAAUCUUGAGUCGCCACUCUCACAUAUAUUUUCUUCUCACCUCAACUCUUCACUCUAUCCCACCGAUCAACCACAUACAAUGAGACCACCAAGAGGGCGUGGCGGCGGCGGCGGCUUUAGAGGCGGAAGAGAUGGUGGUCGUGGUUUCGGUGGCGGCCGUGGAAGAGGUGGCGGCGGACGUUUCGGCGGUGGCGGUGGGCGUGGUUUUCAAGAUGAAGGCCCUCCGGCUGAAGUUGUAGAGGUUGCUUCAUUUGUACAUGCUUGCGAAGGUGAUGCUGUCACGAAGCUAACUAAUGAGAAAAUACCCUAUUUUAAUGCCCCCAUUUAUCUCGAGAACAAGACCCAAAUCGGAAAAGUAGAUGAAAUUUUCGGCCCCAUUAAUGAAUCGUUUUUCUCGGUUAAAAUGAUGGAAGGAAUUGUAGCUACUUCUUACUCAGCUGGGGAUAAGUUUUUCAUCGACCCGUAUAAGCUUUUGCCUCUGUCCAGAUUUCUUCCACAGCCAAAGGGACAAGCACCAGCUGGUGGUAGAGGUGGAGGUCGUGGAGGGGGAAGAGGGGGUGGACGAGGAUUUAGUCGCGGUGGAGGAGGUGGUUUUCGUGGAAGGGGUGCUCCAAGAGGUGGGCGAGGAGGUGGCUUCAGAGGUGCAAGUCGUGGUGGAGGAGGUUUCAGGGGAAGAGGGAGAUCGUAGAGUAUUUGUAAUUUGUUUGUGCUUGUUUAAGUUCUGGAUACACAAUUUUAAUGAGCAUUAUGUAUUAGUACUGAUUUGAUUUUGUUAUGUGACUGGCCUAUGGAAUACCAAAGCUUUGAUUGUUUUUACAA